CUUUAGGACUUCAUUCUGCCCUUGCUAUAGAUAUGUUGCUACUCGCCCUAUUAAACAGGAUAUAUGUGACGGUGUAUUAAAACAAGGGAGCAGUAGAAUGAAGACGUCAAGAACAUCGAAGCAGAUGACAGUAGCUGCAGUUACGUGGAAGAUCAUAAAGACCUGUCUCAGAUGUGCUGUGGAGCGUCUUUGGACUUAAUCUGCACACCUGUGCUGUUCCUCACCCCUUGCCUUGGAGUAAGGCUGCUGUUGAGCUGGAAGUGCUAAUUUUUCCUUGUAUUCAGUCCCUAGAGUGUGGGUUCAGCAGUGGGCCGUGUGUGCCUCAGUCUGGAUUGUGUCACCUGCUCUGCUUGCCACAGGCUUCACAGGAAGUAACAGAUGCGGGUGAAAGAUCCAUCAAGAACGAACUCCGAGAAGCCGAAGAGAAGCAAAAGGCCUAACAGGCCACAGGAUGAGGACUCUUCAGAUGAUAUUUCAGGCUUAACCUGCCAGCACGUGAGCCAAGCAGUGGAUGUGCAUCAUGUGAAGAGAGCAGUGGCUCAGAGUGUCUGGUCCAUAUGUGCAGAAUGUCUGAAGGAGAGGCGGAUGAGUGAUGGUGAGCCCACAGCACCUUCAGACAUAUGGCUGUGUCUCAAGUGUGGCUCUCAGGGAUGUAGUAAGAAUUCGGAAGGCCAGCAUUCUCUGAAACACUUCCAAACAGCACGCGCAGAACCUCAUUGCAUUGUUAUCAACCUCAGCACGUGGGUCAUAUGGUGUUAUGAAUGUGAUGAAGAGCUGUCAACACAUUGCAACAAAAAGGUUCUGGCUCAGAUAGUUGACUUUCUUCAAAAACAUGGUGCCAGGGCUGAACCAAGUUCAUCAAAAAUCUUACGUCUUCGUGAAGAAAACAGUGAAACAAGUGAAAUACUAAAAGGAAAAAAUUCUGGCAAUGGUGCAUCAAUUCCAGUUAAAGGAAUAAAUAACUUAGGAAAUACUUGCUUUUUUAAUGCUGUCAUGCAGAACUUGGCACAGACUCAUGUACUAAAUGAACUGAUAUAUGAGAUGAAGGAGAAAGGAACAAAGUUAAAAAUCUGUCAUGCUUCAGACUCCCAGUUGGAUCCUUUGGUGGUAAACCUUUCCAGCCCGGGACCUUUGACUUCAGCGAUGUUCUUGUUCCUUCACAGUAUGAGGGAGGCUGGAAAAGGUCCUCUUUCUCCCAAAGUGCUGUUCAGCCAGCUUUGUCAAAAGUGCCGUUGGAUUUUUACUGGGCAGUCCAGAAAAUAUUUUCUUCAUAUUUUAAAGUUGUGGGACUCCUUGUUGCACUCCAGGGUUGUACCUGCCCUUCAUGUAAUGGCUCCUCGAUUUAAGGGGUUCCAGCAGCAGGACAGCCAGGAGCUUCUGCACUAUCUGUUGGAUGCAAUCAGGAUUGAGGAGACAAAGCGUAUACAAACUGGUAUCUUAAAAGCCUUUAAUAACCCAACUACUAAGACGGCAGAUGAAGAAACUAGAAGAAAAGUCAAAGCAUAUGGAAGAGAGGGUGUGAAGAUGAACUUCAUAGAUAGGAUCUUUGUUGGUGAAUUGACUAGCACUGUCAUGUGUGAGGAAUGUGAAAAUAUUUCAACAGUAAAAGAACCUUUCAUUGAUCUUUCACUUCCUAUAAUAGAGGAGAGGGUUGCAAAACCCAUGCCUUUGGGAAGAACAGGUAAAGGUAAAAGCGUACAGGAGGCAGAUCUUGGUCAGUAUAACUGUUCUUCUAUCAGUACACUGAAUAAUCAACCCAAAAUUGUCAAGAAACACACUUUAACAAAAGAUAAGAACCAAUUGAACCAUGAGAGACGGCUCGCCAGAAAAGCUUCCUUGAAGGAAGAAGAAAGAAGUCCUGUUAUCAUGCAGGAAAAAACCAAAAAGCUUGAGCUGGAAGGUAGCUCUGGCGUCCUGUACUCCAAAGACACAAGUGCUGACUCAGCUGUCAAUGGCAGUCAGACAGAGGGCAGUGAGAAGGAAGCCAGCCGCUCUGAAAGCAGCUUUGAUGCCGACAGUGAAGCCUCAGAAAGCGAAAGUGCUUCUAAGCAAACAACUUUGAGCCCAUCCAGCCACACAUCUGGUUUGCACGUCAACCACGUAAAUGUUAAAAUGCCGCACAAAAUGCCAAAUGGCAGUAAUGAAGAGGUGAUUUCCAGUGCCAUAUCCAAACUUGGCUUCUGUGAUCCAAUAAAUGAAGAUAAAAAAUCGAGCCGUGGAGAUCCAGCGUUAGGUUUAUCAAAUAAUUCUGUGUUCUCAGUAGAUAAAUCUUCACUAUCCCAAACCCCUCAAAAUGCUUUCCAGACGCUUUCCCAAAGCUACAUAACUAGCUCAAAGGAAUGUUCUGUUCAGUCCUGCCUUUACCAAUUCACCUCUGUAGAGCUCUUAAUGGGGAACAACAAGCUUUUAUGUGAGAACUGCACGGAAAGGAAACAGAAGUAUCAGAAGAAAACCAACUCCACAGAAAAGAAAAUGGAAGGUGUCUACACAAAUGCUCGGAAACAGCUUCUGAUUUCUUCAGUUCCUGCUAUUCUUAUUCUCCACCUGAAAAGAUUCCACCAGGCUGGUUUGAGUCUACGGAAAGUAAACAGGCAUGUGGAUUUCCCACUGAUUUUAGAUUUAGCACCAUUUUGUGCUGCAUCUUGCAAGAAUGUUACGGAUGGUGCAAGAGUGCUCUAUAGCCUUUAUGGAAUAGUGGAGCACAGCGGGUCAAUGAGAGGUGGUCACUACGCGGCGUACGUGAAAGUCAGGCCAUCCUCCAAGAAAUUACUAGAGCAUAUUUCUACCACUAAAAAUGUUUUGGGUAUAAAAGAAGCCAUGGGAGCAUCAGGAGGACAGUGGGUGUACGUUAGUGAUGCCCACGUUCAGAUGGUUCCAGAAUCGAGAGUACUCAAUGCACAAGCAUAUCUACUUUUUUAUGAAAGAUUAUUACUAUAAUUCUUAACAAUUUAAUUUCAAAGAUGGUAGUGGGUACUUAGUUUAUCUUAUUUAAAGCUGCAGUGGUAAGAGUACCUGUAAAUAUUGUGCCUUUAUCUUGUAGAGAAUUUAUCAUCUGUUGGCUCUGAAGUUUAGUCAAGCUAUUAUAAAUAUGUGAAUGGUUCUCUUAAAGUAAGCACUUUGCCAAACAUUUAAAAUUCCUGAGUUCAUUAAAAUGCAGUACCAUUAGAAUGUAAGAUUAUGUCCUAUCCUACUGAGGUCUAGGGAAAGUUUGUUUUUUAUUAUGAAAAAGAUAAGCUUUCACCCAUAGUUCUGGAACAGCUGAGAAUAGAAAUGCUGAUAGUGUUAAGUGCCUGGAUUUGCUGGUGUACAGUAACAAUACAAAGUAUUUCAGCUUUCUGUGAUCUAGUCCAGAUCCUUCCCAUCACUGGGUUGGAUGUCAGCUUGUUAAGUUUUCUGCAAACAAGAACCUGCCAAAUCAUGUCUCUUCCAUGUUUAGUAACUGGAAAGCAGUGUCCUUCCAGAAUGGAGCAACAACAGCUGUCUGGGUAAUACUUCAGUGAACUUUCCUGAUAAGAUUGGGAAAACGUGGCUUCUACAAAGUGACAGUGAAUCCUCAGAUACCCAGUACCCUUUCAGCUGUCUCCAGCUGGCACUGGUAUAGCAACGUACUCCUGUUUCAAUAUAAAUAUGUACUUGGUGUGCAUACGUAUAUCCUCUGAGAUAUAUACACACACCAAAAUCCAUCACUAUAUAUUCUCAUCCUACCUAGUAGGAAAGUGAUUUGCAAAUACUUCCGUAUUUAGUUAUUUUUCAACCUCAUAAUUAUGACAAUGUACAGCAUAUAAGCUUGUAUAUGUACAGAGUUUAAGCAUAACUCGGUAAAUUCUGUUACUUUUGGUUCCAAACAUGAAUUUGUUUAUCUGUUCCUGAAUACUUUUCUCACAGGAAUAAACUGUAAAUUCUUUUUGCACUGUGUGUGUGAGUUGGACAGUAAAUUAUGAUUUUUGCUCUCUGGACUUCCUUUUGUCAGCUGUGGGGGACAGCAGGUGUCCUAGUGGCAACUGGUUUCUGUAGAGUGUUUUAUUGCCCUGGUUUGAGUUGUUACUUCUUUAGGUAAUUUCUCAUUUCCAUCCCAGUGAGUAAUAGAUGCAUUUUAAGGUUAAGAACUGAUAACUACUGUGAAGUUAUGUGGUAAUUAACUUAUUUAAUAAGCACUUACUUAAAUACAAAUUACUUCUGUAACAUUU
This is a messenger RNA of Manacus vitellinus (golden-collared manakin), 4187 nucleotides long. RefSeq names its product ubiquitin specific peptidase 45 (gene USP45). The record is from RefSeq and is a predicted model, not a curated record. Gene Ontology annotation, cellular component: nucleus; cytosol. Gene Ontology annotation, biological process: protein deubiquitination. Gene Ontology annotation, molecular function: cysteine-type endopeptidase activity; zinc ion binding; cysteine-type deubiquitinase activity. Bases 379 to 2937 code for a protein of 852 amino acids. The transcript is spliced from 21 exons. NCBI's taxonomy places the organism in Eukaryota, Metazoa, Chordata, Aves, Passeriformes, Pipridae.